Messenger RNA from Symphalangus syndactylus (siamang), 2476 nucleotides. Its product is annotated as olfactory receptor 7E24-like. The record is from RefSeq and is a predicted model, not a curated record. Gene Ontology annotation, biological process: G protein-coupled receptor signaling pathway. Gene Ontology annotation, molecular function: olfactory receptor activity. Gene Ontology annotation, cellular component: membrane. NCBI's taxonomy places the organism in Eukaryota, Metazoa, Chordata, Mammalia, Primates, Hylobatidae.
CGGAGCUGCGUUCGCCGCAGCACAGACCCAGGGGGCAUCGCGAGGGCGGAGCUGCAUUCUCCUCUGCACAGACUCCGGGGUACUGCGAAGGCGGAGCAGUGUUCUUCUCAGCACAGACCUGGGCGUGCGGGCCAGGGGCACCGCGAGGGCAGAGCUGCGUUCUGCUCAGCACAGACCUGGGGGACACCGCAAAGGCGGAGCACCAUUCUCCUCAGCACAGACGUUGGGGGCCCUACCUCGCUUUCGGACAACUCGGGGCAGCAUCGACGUAUUAUUGGGAGUCAUAUCAUCCUGUGGCCCUGAGGAGAGAAGGCAUUUCUCUUUCUGUCUACUAUCUCUGAAGAGGAGGAGGAAGUAAAAGUUGAAAACCAAGAAGAUUGAAGUCAGUGGCAAGACCAGCCACUGCCACUGAUGAGGCGGCCUGAGGUGAAAAUAUGAACCCCCCCUCCCCUACUCUAAGCACAUGUGCUCUGAAUCCAUCGGGAGCCUUUCAGGUGGAAACUCUUAGAGUUGUAAGCCCUGAGAAAACGCCUAGGAAGUCUGUCUUCCUUCGGGGCGCUCGGCUCUUAAGACGCGAGUCUUCUGACGCCCCUGGCCGAUUAAAAGCAACCUCUUCCUUCUUGAAUCCGGUGUCUGAGGGGUUUGUGUCCGCGACGAGUCCUGCUCCAGUUUUUGGUUCACAUGACCAGGAAUCGAACCUGGGCCGCGGCGGUGAGAGCGCCGACUCCUAACCACCAGACCACCUGGGAACUUCAAACUUCAUGGGAAAUAGAUUGCCCAACAUUAGAAGUGGGUUGGCCGUCACAAGUAAGCCUGGACAGGUCCCUUGUUUCUCAAGUGUGGCACAAGGUAACUGGGAAAGGAUACCUAGACCGCUUCCCAUACAUAGACACUUGGUGACAGCUGGUGCUAGACCCCCCACAGUGGCUAAGAGGGCAGGCAGCAGCAAUACUAGUAGCCAAGGGACAGACAGCUAAGGAAGGAUCCCGCUCCACCUGCCCAGGGAAAUCAACUCCUCAAGUUCUGUUCGACCCAACGUCAGAAGAUCUAUUGCAGGAGAUGGCACCAGUGAUCCCAGUGGUGCCCUCCCCUUACCAGGGAAAGAGGCUCCCCACUCUUGAGCCCUCAGUGCUUGUGCCUCCGCAAGACAAGCAUAUCCCUAGGCCACCCAGAGGAGACAAGAGAGGAGGCAAAAGGUGUCCAAACCAUGCAGACCCACAGAAUCUAACCGAUGUCUCUAGAUUCCUCCUCCUAGAACUCUCAGGGGAUCCAGAACUGCAGCCGAUCCUCGCCGGGCUGUUCCUGUCCAUGUGCCAGGUCACGGUCCUGGGGAACCUGCUCAUCAUCCUGGCCAUCAGCCCUGACUCCCACCUCCACACCCCCAUGUACUUCUUCCUCUCCAACCUGUCCUCGCCUGACAUGGGUUUCACCUCCACCACGGUCCGCGAGAUGAUUGUGGACAUCCAAUCUCACAGCAGAGUCAUCUCCUAGGCAGGCCGCCUGACUCAGAUGUCUCUGUUUGCCAUUUUUCGAGGCAUGGAAGAGAGACACGCUCCUGAGUGUGAUGGCCUAUGACCGGUUUGUAGCCAUCUGUCACCCUCUGUAUCAUUCGGCCAUCAUGAACCCGUGUUUCUGUGGCUUCCUACUUUGGUUGUCUUUUUUUUUUUUUUCCUUCUCAGUCUUUUAGACUCCCAGCUGCACAACUUGAUUGCCUUGCUAACGACCUGCUUCAAGGGUGCGGAAAUUCCUAAUAUCUUCUGUGACCCUUCUCAACUCCCCCAUCUUGCAUGUUGUGACACCUUCACCAAUAACAUAAUCAUGUAUUUUCCUGCUGCCGUAUUUGGGUUCCUUCCCACCUCGGGGACCCUUUCCUCUUACUAUAAAAUGGUUUCCUCCAUUCUGAGGCUUUCGUCGUCAGGUGGGAAGUGUAAAGCCUUCUCCACCUGUGGGUCUCACCUGUCAGUUGUUUUCUGAGUUUAUGGAAGAGGCGUUGGAGGGUACCUCAGUUCAGAUGUGUCCUCUUCCCCCAGAAAGGUUGCAGUGGCCUCAGUGAUGUACACGGUGGUCACCCCCAUGCUGAACCCCUUCGUCGACAGCCUGAGAAACAGGGAUAUUAAAGGUGUCCUGCAGCGGCCACACGGCAGCACGGUCCAAUCUCCAUAUCUUUUUUAUCUGUUCCAUUCCUUUUGUAGUGUGGGAUAAAAAAGCAGUCAGGUCAAAUAAGAAAGAUAACACAGGGUGAAAACCCACUGUGACAUUAGGAGUAAUACCUCCUUAGGAUAUAAAGAACACUGUCACAGAGUAUACACAUGAGGGGUACACCCACUGUGAUAUUAGAAGCAAUAUCUCCCUAUAAUAUGAAGAAAAAUAUCACAGGGUGAUUUUAUUCCCAAUGUUGGUAAUAAAACAAUGAUAAAUAUUAAGAUUAAUAACUAAUAUUAAAAAUGACAUUAAUAGUAAUAAUUCUAAUCAUGCA